This is a messenger RNA of Alternaria alternata, 898 nucleotides long. RefSeq lists its product as hypothetical. The record is from RefSeq and is a predicted model, not a curated record. NCBI's taxonomy places the organism in Eukaryota, Fungi, Ascomycota, Dothideomycetes, Pleosporales, Pleosporaceae. The transcript has a single exon. The coding region runs from base 259 to 807 and encodes 182 amino acids.
GUGUGGAAAGACUCAAAUCUGACCCUAAUGCUUUCAUGUGAUUGCGCACCUCAAUAAUGCAAGACGUCAUCUAUACGCGCUAAACAAUACGUCAAAGACACGCGAGCCGUAAACAAGUAGGAAGAUCUCAAACUACGCCUAUAUUUCAAUGAUGUAGCUGCCGAGGUACUGGUAGGUCAUAAGCUCCUCUUCCCCAGGUUUUCUACUCCGCAGUUGUAACAUCACCAAACAUACCUACACGGAUAAACAUCAGCAACAAUGGUCGACACGUCGCAUUCCAAAUCCGUCCGCGGCACCCUAUCAAACCCAAAGACCAAAGAAGCAAUCAAUUCCACCAAAUCCACCCCCGAUCUAGGGGAUGGCACGAGUCUAAAACCCGCCAACGACGACAAAAAGUCUCUCCCAUCAAAUGAUUCCGCUCCACCAGCCGGUCAAGGGAAUGAUACACCGUCUGCCUCCUCAUCCUCAUCUUCAUCUUCAGAUUCUGCUCCCACAGUCUCAGACCCUUAUCGCAAAGCUGGUACAAGCGCUGGCGGCGGCGACAAAAAAGCCAUAGGCAAUGGCGGAAACGUAGAGGGUCGAAACAUGGAAGAUGGGAAGCAAGGAGGUAAGAAGAAUGAGGCAAAGGAGAAUCUUCCACAUAGCAAAAAAGUACGAGGUACACUAGCAAACGACGACGGGGCAAAGGUGAAUAAGACGCAACUCGGCGAUCCAGCGAGCUUGAAAGCGGAGACGAGCAAUACGAAGGACAUGGGGAGGCAGACGGAAAGGGAGGGGCAAGACAAGAGUGGGAAGAGUAAACUGUAGAUCAUGUGGAAGGAAUAUGGGAUUGAGAUUUAUAUGUAGAUUUGGUUAUGUGAAUUUAAGGUCGUCUACAUCGUUAUUGGGUAUCUCUCUA